AGGUUAAUUAUGGCUAGUUUCCCAGUUCCCAGCAAAUUAAAAACCCAGACAAUCAGCAGGAUGGCUUGAUGAUGUCUGCUACAACAGAACGUAUGAAAGCCAUGACGUUGAGCUGCAGUGAUAACAUAGUGUAAUUAUUUUCGAAGAUGAAAGAUUACUCUAGUUAUGGGUAUAUGCAAGGUCCCAUUCGGACCAUGAUAUUAGAAGAUCUGAACAAGAUGGGUGUAGUUGCCAACACCAACCCCCAAAAGCGAAGAAGUAAGGCAGGAGUCAAUUCUCAUCUCUCAGAAAAGUAUCAGAAUGAGUGUGGUAUUUACGGGAAGCCACUGGCCGAGUUAGAGACUCGUCCUGUGCCUGGACAGCCUUAUAUUCGUGUGCCUAGGUUAUUGCUGCGAUCAUGCAACUUUCUCUUGCACCAUCUUGGAACUGAGGGACUGUUCAGAAAGAGCGGGUCUGUGUCCAGACAAAAAGCUAUUCGGAUCUCGCUAAAUGAGGGUAAUGGUAUUGACGAGGAAUCGAACCCUCAUGAUGUUGCCAGUCUUAUGAAACAGUUCUUACGUGAACUCCCUGUACCGCUCCUGACGUAUGAUCUCUAUAACUCAUUUGUUCAGAGUCAGAUGUUGGAAGAGGAAGAUGACAGAAUGCAAGCAGUGUUAUCACUAACGCUCUGUUUACCUGACAUUAACCGACACACUUUACAGUUUCUGACAACGUUCCUACAUACUGUGGCGGAGAAGAGCUCAUCUAACAAGAUGACGUCAUCAAACCUUGCUGUAGUUAUUACACCUAAUGUGAUACGAGCCACUAGCUCUGCUGCUGAGGGCACUAAUAUAAAACUGGAGACCCAGCUUAUGGAGACUCUUAUACAGAACAGUUCAGUGAUUGGUCUGGUUCCUGAUGAUAUCGCUCACAGAGCACAGAGCAUGAUACUGGAACUUAGUGGUAUUUGGGGUGUCAGUGAACAGGAAGCAGCGUACAAGUUACCUUUGAAAGGGAAACGAAAACGUAGCGGAUCUCUUUCUGGUAUACUAACCAGCGUGUUCAAACACAACAAGACGACGACUAAACACUCUGUUGUUUUGAGAACCAGACCAACUUUAACUAGAAAGUCCGUCUCUAACCAAGAUCUCAGUGUUGAGAAUAAGAUGAGAAAUAUUCCCAUACACGGAGAUCUGUCGUUCUCUACUCCCUGUAUCAGAACACCUGGGCCUGCUCCACGUGGACCUGUUAUCGGAACUCCUCUUCUCACGGCUCAGCGCAGGAAAGCGUUAUUGAGACAGACUCCUGUCGAUCCCAGGAAGAAACCAGCCAAACCGAAUAACACAACAGUAAAUGUGACGGACUUUCCCUCACCAGUAGAUCUAGAUCCCCCAAACAAGAGAUCUAAGUUUGACAUGUCACCACAAGCUGAUCCCGUUAAGCGGAAGAACUUUAAACAGAGGCUCAGCGAGGGAUUGACAUCCCGCUAUCGUAAGUCGCGACUAAAGCGCAAGAGAUCACGUGUCCACCGCAGUUCUGAGGGCAGUACAGUCACCACCACCACUUCGACCACUACAGAUGUUACUGAUGUUACAGGCGAACAGACAGGUUGUGACACUCCACUUACUGAUAAAAAGAAGAAAGAGAAGGCACCCGUCUUCUGCUUCAAGGCAAAGCCUGGUAGUUUUAACGACCAACAAAAGAGGUUAACAUACACAACGGGGUUGUCAAUUAACAACAUAAACAACUCUGAAGUGGUUGUUAACAACUGUAACGUUGAGCCCAAUCUGGAGUCUCCUGUACAACCUGAACUAGGAGAAUAUUCUCCGUCAACUUAUGUGAAGCAGCUAGAACAUGGGGCAGCAACACCUGGAAUAACUGACACUACAAUCAGUAAGAAGAAGCUUUUCCCCUCUCCUCGGUUGGACGUAUCUAUCGAGUAUCAUCCCGCGAAGAAGAGUCACAUGAUCCCAAUAUCACCUAACGUAAACCUGCACAGACGAAGGGACUCUUAUCUUCAGAGUUGCCAGGUAACAGAGGAGGUAAAGGUAGAUGCCGCCCCGCCCCGCAGGAGGAGCCCCAGACUCAGACGAUCUGCUCCAAUCAGUUUAGCUAAUGUUCAGGUCACAAAUACACCCGUCUCUCGACGUUCACCUCGUCUGGCUGGCCUACCCCUCAGUCCCCCCAAAGUCCGCUCCGUCUCCGGGGACUCCUUCACAGCUGCUCGUCACAGCGUGUCUCUCAAUGCUAUUAAUAUUACUCCGCAAACUUUCAGUAGAUCUAGCAUGAACAAACUCCAGCCUUUCUCUCCCAUCAGAGUUUCAUUAAACUGUAUUGCUAAGUCCCCUUACGGGAAUGGUAGCAAGGCAUCACCCGGGUGCGAGAAACUGAGGUCCAGUUUAUCGUCAACCAAAUCUGGAACCUCUGAUGGAACUAUUUCUCAGUCUGAUUUAUCGAAUACCCGGAAUGAGACCUCAGAUUUGGCUAACAAUAUGACUGAUUUGUUUACCUCACGCGAAAUAACGAGACUUGACAUGAGCUUGAACGUUCGAGAGUUUGAUAAGAAUUUCUGUCAACAACUUGCACAAUCGACUGAAAAAUUGGCCGCUCUCCAGCAAAAAUUGAACUUUGACUCGCUUGAUGCAGACAUUCCAGAGUCUGGCUCAGAUAACAUUGGUGAAGGUCAGGUCACUGGGGAGGUGGAAUUUGAAGACUCAGUAAUCAUAUCAAAACCAAACGCCAGCUAUAAAACUCCCGAUGAAACACUGAACAUUACCGGUAUUAAUGAGUCUCACAUGACCUAUAUUACUCAAAACAUGUCUAAUUUCUUUGGAAACAACACCACAUUUCAACUGGAUCCUGAUUCCAGUAGGGUAGAUUUUCCAAAGUUUGGUGCUCUCCCUCAGUUACCGCCAAUUAUUGCCCUAGAAGAAAACCCCCUUGCGGAGAAAUCCCUGUCAUCCGAAUGCUCUGACGCCAGAUCAAUGUUAUCCGAACUUGAAUUAUCGGAAUGUAGAUCACGAGAUGUUACCCUGAGAUUGAGCUCUGAUGUGAGUGUCACGACUAGAAAUCCGAACACAGCAAAUUCUUGUUCGACUUUAUCGUCAGGUAAAGCUCCACUCAACUUAUCAAUCGAGCCGAACUGUUCCAAGAAUCUCACUGAAUCUCCCUCGGUUCAGGCGAUCUUUGAAGACUCUAUUAAGUCACCACCAAAAAUUAGUAGAGUGAUCAUGCCUGAAAUGCCGGCUUUUCAACCGGACUCCUUAGCGCUUAGAAGUUCAGAUGUUUCUCCACCCCAAGACCUGGUUCAACUCUCUCGCUGGAUAGGAAACAGUACAAGAAAUAUUCCUGCAGAAAUCGACACUGAACACGGUCAAACGUUACCCAAAUUCUUUGACGAACCAAACACUUCGGCAAAUAGUUCAGGUUCUGGAACGAGUUCUGGGUCUUCAGAUCUAACUCCCAUGCAAUCGAUAAAGUCAAGUGUCGUUUUGAGAGAUCGGCAAGGUUCCAGCUUAGCACCCACAACUCCUCUUAACCUCCCGGAGCAGCAGAAAACGGACUCAAAACGGGCACUUGUGGUCAGGAAGCAAGCCACAAAUCUGACCCUUGAAAGUAAUCUGAGUGUUUCGGGAAACAACGGGACGAAACCUUCUGCCUCAAUAAAUAACAGAACUAUCAAUGCUGAUGAACAAAUUUCCUCUGUACCAAAUUAUUGUCCGAUAACAGUAAGUUCGGAAACAGAUCCCGGACAGUUGAGUAGAGACUGGAUUAAGCAAGUGCUUCAAGACGACCAGAUAUCAAGCACAGUUCAAGGUAGUCCUGUUAAAGAGAACAUAGCACCAGUUUCCACUUCCGUGACACCCAACCAACCUUGCUCAAACACCAUCACCCCUAACGUCACUCCCAAUGUAACCCCUGCCAAGCCUGCUCGUACACCAAAACACAGCGGUGAAGUGGACAUGAACAAGAUCAACAUCACACCUCGAACUAAAAUACCGAGGGGUUUUACUAAAAACCUGGCGAGCCAGUGGGAGAAUAUGAACAGUGAUAAAAGCACCAGGCCGGGGACUCGGUCAACAACUACAAGGAAAACUAGGAUACCUUUACGCAACGCUAGCAGGGCUGGUUCAAACAGCAGGACAAAUAAAACAGAUGCCGUCCCCCCUCAGUCCACCGUGUCCCGCAAACUGAAAACUGGUAAUCAGAUCACUGAGUCUGUGCGGCGCGCGGACCUUGCACGUGCAGCUUCAGUCAAAUCAGUUGUGAAACCUACUCGAGUUUUAACCAGGACCAAGUCGGACAACGCCGGUAAAAGAUCAGGUAGUAGCCGGCCUGCUUGGAGGUUGUAGAUACAUCAUACAUGAACUGGUGACGAUUUCUGCUCUUCUCGGUCAUAACUUUACACCGUGAAGAAGACCUUACCUAGUAGUAAACAAUGACUAAACUAACAUUUGCAGUGAUUGUUUUGUUAAACAGACCACUUUAAAGCGGAUACUGAUUCUUUUUAACUUUAAUUGUUAAGGUAAAUUAAUUUAUUGCGAUGGUUAAUUCGUUUUGUUCCGUUAUUUCAGAAAUAUCGGGUUUUUUUAUUUCAGACAGGCCUUGAAGCCUUCUUUCAAUCCAAAUAAGAAUGUUCUUCGCUUAUAUCGAUAACUACUACAAAAUAUGAUACAUUCAAACUGGCAUGAAAUUGUUUUUCGGCGUACCUGAUCUUCUUUAGCAUAAUAUUGAGCGUUCGAAAGUUAUUCCGAUUCCUUUUCGAGAACAAAAUAUCACUUAUUCUUCAAGUAACUAAUUAGCAACUGAUAGACCUUUUCAUCUACAGUUAAUUUCGAUUUAUUUUAUUGAUUGAAAUUCAAUAUAAAUUUGUUUCAUUGCUCUUUGGGGAAAAAUGACUUGCUUAUUUCAGCCAUUUAACU
Messenger RNA from Bolinopsis microptera, 4901 nucleotides. RefSeq lists its product as uncharacterized. Bases 147 to 4331 code for a protein of 1394 amino acids. The record is from RefSeq and is a predicted model, not a curated record. The transcript is spliced from 22 exons. Gene Ontology annotation, biological process: signal transduction. Lineage: Eukaryota; Metazoa; Ctenophora; Tentaculata; Lobata; Bolinopsidae.